Knipowitschia caucasica is the source of this 2637-nucleotide messenger RNA. The record is from the annotation of a GenBank genome assembly. Lineage: Eukaryota; Metazoa; Chordata; Actinopteri; Gobiiformes; Gobiidae.
AUGGCGUCCGCGCAGCUAACGGACGAAGAGCUGUUCUCGGAGCUGCGGCGCCUCGGCUUCAGCCCGGGCCCCGUCACCGAGCAGACCCGGCCCGUGUACCUGAAGAAACUCAAGAAGCUCCGGGAGGACACAAACGAGCAGCACCGGGGCGGGCUGAGGCAGAGCAAGGCCCAGGGCAAGGCUCGUUCCACGGCUUCCAACAGCAGCAGCGGCGGCGUUAGCAUUAGCAUUAGCACUAGCUCCGGAGGCGCCAAGACCAGAGCCAGACCCGACCGGAAGUCCACUGUGCUCGGCUUCAGCUCGGACGAGUCGGACGCCGAAGCUACGCACAAGCGGAAGAGCGCGAACCACGGAGCUCGGGGUAAGAGCUCGGUGAAUGUGAAGCCACUGUGCCCCGCGGUGAGUGGUAGUAUCAGCGGUGAGAGGAGCGGCGAGAGGAGCGGUGAGAGGAGCGGCGAGAGGAGCGGCGUGAGGAGCGGUGAGAGGAGCGGCGAGAGGAGCGGCGUGAGGAGCGGUGAGAGGAGCGGCGAGAGGAGCGGCGUGAGGAGCGGUGAGAGGAGCGGCGUGAGGAGCGGUGAGAGGAGCGGCGUGAGGAGCGGUGAGAGGAGCGGCGAGAGGAGCGGUGAGAGGAGCGGUGAUGCCAUGUUCGUCAGCCCGAGGAGCCCACCUCUGAGCUGGGAUAGAAGCAGAGCCAGCGCUGCCACUAAUAGCACUACAGAAGUGGAAAAGGAGGAUUCUGGGGAGGAAGAGGACUACGAGGAGCCCCAGGAGUUCACUCCACGCUCCGUAAACGGCAGCAGGACUUUGGUGAAAGCGAGGCCGAUUGGGGACUACUCUGACUCGGAGGAGGAGGCUGCUGUGGCCGGGAACAGCAGCGGGAGCAGUCGGCCCGGUCCACGGAGGGUCACCGUUCAUAAACACGUUAAACCUCCAGAGAUGGUGCGACUGCGCGGAGACGAGACGCAACCGCAGGUCUUCGUGGAGCCCAGACGCCGUGAGCCGAUCGGAGCAGAUCUGAACAAACCGCUGCACGACGGCUCCUCUGGUUUCCAGCAGCGUGGCGCCGAGGCAGGCGCCAACAACCACGUGGGCGGUGGGCGAGAGGACGCCUGCGGACUCUACUCCUACACCAACUCUGGGCUGCGCUCGCGCUUCUCCCCCUACAGCAGCGCGCCACAGUCACUAAGAGGGAACCACCUGAACCACUCCGGCCCCCACCACAGCCCACACCCUGGCCCUCACCACAGCCCCCAGCGUAGCCCCCAGAGGAGCCCGGGCCCCGAGGACGAGCUGCUCCAACAGUUCAGACAGGACCCUCAGACGUCACGCUCUGCCACAGUCAGCGCACACUACCUGUCCAUGCUGCUGCUGUGUGCGGCCGGCCUCUUCUUCCUCACUUUGGGGCUGGUGUACGUGAGGAUGAGGGGAGGAGCUGAGGGAGGGGCCAGCAGCGAGACCAUCCGUAGUCACCCGUUCGGCCCAGAGUUCGACGAUUCUUAUAACAAGACGGACAGAGACCUGAUUCUGGAUCUGCUGCUGCGUCUUCACGACCACUUGGCUUCAGUCGCAGGAGACUUUGACUGUGGGAACCAGAACGUGAGCCGCAGUCUGUCCAUAGAAGAGGCCACCGCGUACUUACAGACGCAGCAUGAGCAGUUUAAAGGCCUCCUGCUGGUGUCUCUGGAGUGGAUCCUGAGGACGGGGCAGGACGUGGGCAUAAGCCUUAUGGGAGCAGAGUCCAGUGAGCCUCUGUCUGACGUCUCUGAGAUCGAGCAGUUGGAGUCCACACAUCCCAGAAUGCCUUUCACCUGCCGCUUCAGACGAGCCUUCUUCUCGGUCAUCUGCAAAGUGCUGCUGUUGGCGGCGGUGGUGGGCGGAGCUUGGGGCGUGGUCUGUUACGUCAAGUUUCGCUGGAGACGAGAAGAAGAGGAGACUAGACUCAUGUACGACAUGGUGGAGCGCAUCAUCGAUGUUCUGAGGAGCCACAGUGAAGCGUGUCUAGAGAACCAGGAGCUGCAGCCAUAUCUGCCCAUCCCCCACGUCCGGGACUCUCUGGUCCACCCCCAGGACAGGAAGAAGCUGCAGAAGGUUUGGGAUCGAGCUGUGAAGUUUCUCUCUGCAAACGAGUCCCGGAUCCGGACCGAGAGUCAGCGCAUCGGAGGAGCGGACUUCCUGGUCUGGAGGUGGAUCCAGCCUUCACUGGGAGACAAGUCCAACAUGGCCUCCUCCAAAGUCUGGCAAGGGAAAGCUUUCCCUCUGGACAGAAGGAACUCUCCUCCCAACAGCCUGACGCCGUGUCUGAAGAUCCGGAACAUGUUUGACCCAGUCAUGGAGGUGGGGGAGAACUGGGACCUGGCCAUUCACCAGGCCAUCCUGGAGAAGUGCAGCGACAACAACGGCAUCGUCCACAUCGCUGUCGACAAGAACUCCAGAGAGGGUUGUGUGUACGUGAAGUGUCUGUCUGCAGAGCACUCGGGGAAGGCCUUCAAAGCUCUGCACGGCUCCUGGUUCGACGGUAAACUGGUGACGGUGAAGUACCUACGUCUGGACCGGUACCAUCAGCGCUUCCCCCAGGCCCAGAGCUGCUGCAGCCCCCUGCACCCCAACAGACUGUCCAGCAGCGCCCCCUACAGCUGA